AUGCCUGAAAUCAUCCCUUCAUUGAUCAUAGCUGGCGAUAUGAACUACAGUUUCGACACCACCACAUACCAUCAUACUCACCGUGCAGGGAAACCCAAGCAGUUUGCCGAUUUCUUGAACACCCACUUUUCCGAUUGUCUCAAUCCAAAGAAUGAGCCUCAUGCGUAUACCUUUCGGCGUGGGUCCACCAUGUCGACCAUCGACUAUAUGUUUGCAGGCCACGACAUAGCCUCCAAAAUGAGUGAUGCCACUAACUCGUUUAUCAGGCCAGAUUGGACAGACCAUGCUCUCUUGACCAAAACAUAUACUACUGGAUUGACUAACUGCGGUAAAGGACUUUGGCGAGCGAACCCUCACCUCGCCAAGAACCAUAAGUAUCGACAGAAACUAGACGACGAGCUUAGAACAUUUGUUGCGGUGAAACUCGACAGCUCUCUGUCUGCUCAAGAAAAGUGGGAUCUUAUUAAAAAGAAGGCCAAACAGGUUACUAUUCAGUUCACCAGAACACACGAUCAUUGGAGGAAGGCUAGAAUCAAGACACUGCAAAGUGAAAGGAACAAUAUGAUACGACGCUACAGACAUGACACUACUUGCUUGAGGCUACUGUUGCAGGAUGUGGAGAACGAGCUAGCCAAGUUGCAACAGGAAAUCGUGGAUAUUCAGCUUCUUAAGGCCGGGAAACGAUGGCUUGAAAAUAGUGAAAAGUCGCCUGGAUACAUAAAGCAGACCAGUAAACAACGCCUUGAUCAGCGAACCAUCCCCAACUUGAAGCACCCUCGUACUGGGGUCGACUGUCUCGACACUGCCUCCAAGCUGAACGCCGCAGAACGAUUCUACCAGAAACUGUACACCGAAGAACGGAUAGACUCUACCUGCCUGAACAAAAUGCUGGACUACAUCGACACCACUCUGUCAGCCGACGACGCCAACCAGAUCACCGCAUUAAUAGACUACGACGACAUUCUGCUAGGGUCUGCUCGAACUCCCAAAGAAAGCAGCCCAGGAUUAGAUGGUAUCGGGUAUGAAAUCUUAUAUCUCAUUAUAUCUCACCCUAGCUGCCGAGACAUCGUGCACCAAGUAUUUAAUGACGCUAUCCAGCACGCCAAAUUUCCCAAAUCAUGGCAGGAAUCUUGUAUUAUCCUUCUGUUUAAGAAAGGGGACCGGAGCGAUCUCGCCAAUUAUCGCCCCAUCACAUUGAUUGCGGCCGACUGCAAAGUCUUUACUCGUAUUAUGAACUCUCGUGUCAUACCAGUAGCCAACAAACUCAUCAACCCAUAUCAAUGCGGCUUCUUGUCAGGUCGAUAUAUCGGUGAUCACGGCAUGUCUCUCAGGGUAAUUAUGGAUAACGCUUCAUCCGCCAGCUGGCGAAAUGCAACCAACUUUGUCGAAUACACUGGAAUCAUGCUGGACAACGCCAAAGCAUAUGACAGAGUCCACCCCCAGUAUCUCUCACAAGUACUGUUGAAGUUUGGAUUUCCACCACAAUUCGUCGCCUGCAUCCUCAACCUGUUUUUCGAUAACUUCAUCCAUGUCAACAUCAACGGUUUUCUGACGAAACCUAUCGCACAACGACGAGGCAUUCGGCAAGGUGAUAGCAUCUCACCUGUCCUAUUCAAUCUAGCUAUUGAACCGUUCCUCUUAUCCAUCAUCAACAACACUGCAAUCUCAGGCUAUAGUCUUCAGCACACCAAACUACCCAAAAAUGUGCAGAUCCCGUGGGUGUCUCCUGCUCCCGUUAAGGUCUUAGCUUAUGCGGAUGAUGUUCUCACGUAUGUAAAAUCUCAUUCAGAACUAACUGAACUCCAAAGAAGACUUAAGACGUACAACCGGGCCUCCAAUGCCAAGAUUAACUAUGACAAGUCAGUGGCAUUUCCCUUGCACGGCGGUAGCAUGAAAGGGUCUGAAGGCCUCAGAGUCCAAGAUCACAUCAUCAACCGGCUCAAGAUGAAAUGGUAUGACAGCCACUCUCCCGGGUAUAUCAAAUAUUUGGGGUACCCCAUCUGGUUCUCCAACCAUCAACGCGAUGUAUAUGUGUCUGAACUCCUUGGUAAAGUCAAAGCGGCGGUGGCGAUAUAUAGUCAACGGAAUGUGUCUCUGUACGGUAAAGCCAACAUCGCCAACAAUAUGAUCCUAUCAAAAUUAUGGCACGUCAUUCGCAUUGUAUCGCUACCUCUGGAUGUCUUGAAGCAACUGAAGUCCAUUAUAUACCAAUUCGUGAUGUCUGGCCUCUUCCCGCCACUGAAAGGAAACUCAUUUUUCCUACCGCGAGAUCAAGGCGGCCUAGGAUUGAUUGACAUUGGAGCUCAACAGCAUGCUCUUCAGUUUCGUUAUAUCAAGGUGCUCCUUCAAGGAAACAAGGGUUCGGUCCCGGACUUUACCUACCAGCUCCUGACCAACGCUCUCCGCCUAGCCCAUGACACACCCGACCAUGUAGUGCCCCUCUUCUUUAAAGCAGCGAGAUACAAGAACACGCUGAAUGGGUUCCACCCAUUCCACUCAAUUUUCGGUGCCAUGGACAUUUGCCGCCAACGAAGCUCACUGUGUAUUGAUUGGCAACGGAGGCCAAGCGCGCUGACCAUCCUGAGUCUCCCCCUCACUGCAAUCUUCACCUUCGAUGAAAAUUUGGAAGAACUUGAAUUUCUACAGUGUGAAACCGCCAAAACCAGCAAAGUCCAGGAAUUUUUCAAAUACAAUUCGGAGCAAGCCAUGUUUCAACUUGUUCCCAAGUCCACAUGUAGCAAGAGAAACACCUGA
Mucor velutinosus is the source of this 2754-nucleotide messenger RNA. Its product is annotated as Transcription factor. The record is from RefSeq and is a predicted model, not a curated record. The transcript has a single exon. The coding region runs from base 1 to 2754 and encodes 917 amino acids. NCBI's taxonomy places the organism in Eukaryota, Fungi, Mucoromycota, Mucoromycetes, Mucorales, Mucoraceae.